AUGGCGUCAACUAAGACAAACAUGGCCGAAGGGCAGGAAAAAGACAUUUCUGAGACAACGACAACUAUGCAAGCUGACCUUAUUGACCAAGAAAGCGUUAAAAGUGGAAGUACCGUAAGUACAAAGAUUCAAAGUCUACGAAAUAAUAAGAAAUUAGCCAAAAGUAGAAUGACUAAAGCCAAAAAACAGUUGAGUGACCUUAUUGAAAAUCGACCACAAGAUGUGGCACUACCUAGCAAGAAUGCUGUAAGAAGAGCCGUACAUAAAAUUAAUUCUGAGAUGAAUAUUAUUACGAAGAUUAUCGAUAGUUUGAAAGGAGUGUAUGCCAUGACUGAGCACAAUGAAGAGACUAAUAUAAUACAGUAA
Molecule: messenger RNA, 366 nt
Organism: Paramuricea clavata
Lineage: Eukaryota; Metazoa; Cnidaria; Anthozoa; Malacalcyonacea; Plexauridae
Source: the annotation of a GenBank genome assembly